UCCACUAUAUCUACCCAUCCAUGGCUAGAGGAACACAGACCUGAGGGGAUUUGAACCAUCUAAACCCAAUCCAAGUGGAACCAAUGGAGGAGGAGAAGCCUGAACAAAUAAAUGAACAAACUCAAGAUGAGCCUCAGAAGAAAGAGGAACCGACUGGUUUAUCCCCAGAAUCACUGACCUCAGAGAAGGUGGAGGAUGAAGAUGUAGAUACAAAUAAAGACACCAAGACAGAGGAAGAGGUUGGUGCUAAUAAUGGAGAUAAACAACUCCCAGAACAAGAAGAUAAGCCCUCUACCAGUAAUCUAGAAGUCAUAAAGAUCCAGGCCUGGUGGCGGGGCACCCUGGUACGCCGGACACUGCUGCAUGCAGUACUGAGAGCAUUGAUCAUUCAGCGCUGGUGGAAGCAAAUCCUGACAAGUAUGAUGGAGAAGAGGCGGCGAGCAGCGCUAGAGAACUUUACACGGAAGGAGUGGGCAGCGGUCAAGCUGCAGUCCUGGGUUCGCAUGUGGCGUAUCCGUAGGCGCUAUUGCCGGUUGCUCAAUGCUGCCCGCAUCAUCCAGGCCUACUGGAGGUGCCACUCCUGUGCUUCCCGGGGUUUCAUCAAGGGCCAUUACAGAGUCACAGCCAACCAUCUGCAUCUCGAGCUAGAGAUCUUGCUGGGCUCAGGGCCUUGCAUUGUGUCAGAGUGUAUUCCCCUCCCAAUAAAACAGUGAAGUGGUCUU
This is a messenger RNA of Mustela lutreola (European mink), 722 nucleotides long. Its product is annotated as IQ domain-containing protein F1-like. Lineage: Eukaryota; Metazoa; Chordata; Mammalia; Carnivora; Mustelidae. The coding region runs from base 84 to 713 and encodes 209 amino acids. The record is from RefSeq and is a predicted model, not a curated record. The transcript has 4 exons. Gene Ontology annotation, molecular function: calmodulin binding.